AUGGCUGAGGGGGAUCCUGCCAUGGCAUUUUGUCAAAGGUCACAUUAUCUGCUUGAUAGUGCCAAGAACAGCCAUGUGGACGGAGAAAUUGCCUACUACCGUGCGCCCCGGUCCGGGUCCCCGGUCCUGCAGAUUUCCCCCAGUCAGAGCUCCUCAAAAACUGUUCCGUCCGGAGCCCUUUACUGGGGCCGUAUCGCGGGCAUGUCACCGCAACCCAUCGGGGCACCCAGGAACCCCGCCAUUGAGCAGCCUUUGGUGACUGGACCAUCGCUCUCAAGCAGGGGCUUGUUCGCCUAA
Colletotrichum paranaense is the source of this 297-nucleotide messenger RNA. RefSeq lists its product as uncharacterized. NCBI's taxonomy places the organism in Eukaryota, Fungi, Ascomycota, Sordariomycetes, Glomerellales, Glomerellaceae. The record is from RefSeq and is a predicted model, not a curated record. The coding region runs from base 1 to 297 and encodes 98 amino acids. The transcript is spliced from 2 exons.